AUGAUAAUGAUGAUGAAUUGUUGCUAUUCUAUUUUCACUUUAAUUAUAUUUAUUUUAUCACCUAUUGUUUUAACUAAACAAGUUGUUUGUUUAGUUGAUAAUGUUAAAGUUGCUACUGUUGAUUAUGAUACUGGGAUUUGUCCAUUUCAACUACCAACUGCCGCAUAUCCAUCUUUAUCCAAACUGCUGCUGCUGCUGCUGCUGCUGCUGCUGCUGGUUUUGGUGGAUCCAUUUUUCAUAUUUCAUUCUCUUGAUGAUUAUAAUGUUCAAUUUUAUUAUUCAAUUGUCAAUGGUCAUCGGUAUACUACUGAUAUUAGACAUGGUGGAUCAAUUAUUUCUAUUGCUGCUAAAUUAUUAUAUGAAAAAUAUACUUCAGUAUAUAAAGUUCAUUUACAUAAGAUUCCAAAAGCUAAUUCAACCGAUAUCAUUAGGAAAAGAUUAUUUUUGGAGAAAAGUAAACGAAUGCAAUUACUGCUGCUGCUGCUGCUGCUGCUGUUGUUGAUGAUGAUGAAAAAAGAUUUGAUUGAUGAUUUUAUUAUUGAUAUUGCUGGAUCUAGAGGAAUCAUGGUAGAUGAGGUGAUUCUUUCUGUUGUUGAUAUUGAUCAAGUUACUUCUUCAACGAAUGGUGGGUCAUCUUCUACUAAUAGUCUUACUAGAACAGGAUUUAGUAUUCCAAGUGUGACUUCAACAAAAACUUCCAAUUCUCAAACAUCUCAAACAAUCACUACAACUACUGGUUCUAUGACUACUGAAACUAUUACCACUACUAAGAUUAUUACAAUUACUUCUUGCAGUAAUGAUAUUUGUCAUUUAACCACAGUUCCCGGUAGUUUAAUUACCGUUACAGCUACAAUCACUCCUGGUUUUUUAACCACUACUUAUACUACUUAUUUACCUAUCAAUUCUAUGGAAACUGUAGUAUCAACAAAAAUUAUCACCAUCACUUCAUGUAGCGACAACAACCACAACAAUAAUCAUGUUUGUCAUUCAACUACUGUCCUUGCUACUCCGUCUACGGUAACUGAAACAAUUGAUAAUACAAUAACCGAAUACGUUACUUAUUGUCCUUUGACUAAAAAACAACAACAGUAUUCGCCAAGCGCUACCAGUAUUGCUACUGCUACUGCUGCUGCUGCUGCUGCUGCUGCUGCUGCUGUUACUACUACUACUACUAGUACUAGUACGGCAACAAUUACAUCAUGUUGGGAUAAUACUUGUCAAACUCAGGUUACUACUAUUGAAGUUGUUGGUGAAGAUACAAUUACUUAUUAUGUUACUCAUACAAUUACUUCUCAAACUAGUAAUGAAGCUGUUGUUACGAGUGAGUUGAUUUCUAGUCAUUAUCCAGUAUCAACCGUGGCUGCAAUUACAACUACUGCUGAAGGUGGAGCUGUUAGCGGUGGUCGUGGUGGUGGUUAUGGAGUAGUAGAACAGUUAUUGUCGUUAUUGAUGAUUAUGAUGAUGUUGUUUGUUUAG
Molecule: messenger RNA, 1476 nt
Organism: Candida dubliniensis CD36
Lineage: Eukaryota; Fungi; Ascomycota; Pichiomycetes; Serinales; Debaryomycetaceae
Exons: 1
Coding region: 1-1476 (491 amino acids)
Source: RefSeq, a predicted model, not a curated record